Messenger RNA from Salmo salar (Atlantic salmon), 1937 nucleotides. The record is from RefSeq and is a predicted model, not a curated record. NCBI's taxonomy places the organism in Eukaryota, Metazoa, Chordata, Actinopteri, Salmoniformes, Salmonidae.
CACACACACACACACACACACACACACACACACACACACACACUCCUCAAACCUUAUCUCCACCAAUACACUCUCACUCAUUUCCCUCCUUCUCUCCUGUACAUUAACUCUCUACUGUACACACCCUUUUCCCCUCUCUACCUCUCGCGCCCUCUGUCCGUUUCUCCCACCCCCGCUCUGACCACAUCCACUAAAGUCACUCCACAGGCACGUAGUGUGCAGAGUGUUGGAGGCGUGCGCUGCUGCCACUUUCCCCCCAGCCCUCCAGCCCUGCUCUGGCCUGACUCCAGCUACAGUCUGGCUCUCUGGUUCUGAUCAGACGGGCCCCCGCGCUCCAGUCCCUGGGGGGUCCAACUCUCCCACUCCACCCUCUCCAGAACACAAAGAGAGAGGGGGCCAGCUAAACCCCUGUCCUCCCACCACGGUUGUUUCCAAACCAACAGGAAUUUGGCUACUAGUUCCUUUAAUGUUUUCAAGAUGACUCUGACUGUUCUGAGGAAAUCCCCCCCAUUUUAGUAGCCAUUUGAAAUUCCUUUUUGUUUUUAUUGCGAGGAAGUACGCACUGAGUUCCUCAGUCGGCUCCCAGGCUCCGUUCUGUGCAGUCUGUCAGUCAGUCUCUCUCUCUAGUUGCUUCUCCAGGGUUGAGUUGCUGGGUUCAACUCAGAGCCAUUUGUCUGGCAGUAUUUCUGCAGUCUGGUUAGUUUCAGUGUUGGUCUGGGUUCCUGUGACUGUGACAUGGUAUUACUGUGAUAGGACACGUCUGUUGUUCUGAAAUCAACUGAAGGACAGGAUUGGAAUAUUCCACCGACAAAGAGAGCAAAGAGUCUGCUGCCACUAACAAUAUGUUCUUACUGGGCAGUGGUCUGAUGGGGAACUCCUCUGCCUCCUUCAUGGGUACGUUCCUGGCCAGCAGUCUGGGCUCGUCCUCCCACCCCUCUCACCCCUCCCGGCCCCCCUCCUCACCCUCUUCACCCGGAUCCUUCCGUGGUGGGCCCCACUCCAGCGCCUCUCAGAUCUGGUUCCCUCACUCACACGAAGCAGCCCCGGGGUAUCCUCGAUUCUCAGGGAGUCUCGCCCAUACCUUCCUUCCCAUGAGCCACUUGGAUCACCAUGCCAACAGCGGCGUCCUCUACGGGCAGCACCGUUUCUACGACACCCAAAAAGAGAACUUCUAUCUAAGAAGCCUUCCGUCCCAGCCCCCUCUCAUCUCAGCCAAUCACGGUCUUCCGCCCAUCUCCAGGGCGGGGCCCGGACACCCUCAGGGCUCCUGCAGUCGGGACAUGGACCCAGGGGGCGGAGUCAGCCUACACAAAGGCCUGAAGGAGGGGUCCGUCGAGAGAGGGGUGGUCCCCAGCACCAAGGACAAGGAGAGGCCCAGCAGCAAACAGGAGGCCAAGGAGCGACAGCAGCACCACAGCCACCACCCCCAGUCCUCACAUCCACACCACCACCACCCACACCCCGGCCACACACAGCCCCAGCCCCACCAGCAGCACCCCCAGUACCCCCAGCACCCGGUCUCCCUGGAGGAGGUCAAUAGCAGAGCCCUGGAGAGGCACAUGGAGCAACAACAGGCCCUGGGUAUGACUAGAACCCUCAGCGCCUGCCUGCUCAACGGAAAGAUGCAGAACGGGGGGGACUCUGGGACGGGUGGGGCCAAGGCUUCCAUGACUAGCUAUGGGGGGGAGGUGGUGGGGAGCAGGGGGGCUCAGACACAGGCCAGCCACAGACACAUGGAGGGUGGGGGGGAACGUCCGCUGCACCAAGGAAGGGGUGAGCGGCGAGAUGAGGAUCAGUGAGCAGCCUUCGGACUGUCUGGAGGGGAGGGGCCAGAUGCUCCACCACGGCCUUCCCUACUCUGUGGCGCCGCCCCUGCAAAUGGGUUCAGCCGCUGGGGGAGGCCACCCCCACCUCCACCCCCACCACCACCCUCACCC